This is a messenger RNA of Trypanosoma rangeli, 1863 nucleotides long. RefSeq names its product putative 3-methylcrotonoyl-CoA carboxylase beta subunit. Gene Ontology annotation, molecular function: methylcrotonoyl-CoA carboxylase activity. The transcript has a single exon. Gene Ontology annotation, biological process: L-leucine catabolic process. Bases 1 to 1863 code for a protein of 620 amino acids. Gene Ontology annotation, cellular component: mitochondrion; methylcrotonoyl-CoA carboxylase complex. The record is from RefSeq and is a predicted model, not a curated record. NCBI's taxonomy places the organism in Eukaryota, Euglenozoa, Kinetoplastea, Trypanosomatida, Trypanosomatidae.
AUGCUGCGUCUUUUUGUGGGGUUUGGGUGCCAUGUGCCACGUCGCAAAUUUGCCGCGAUGGGUUGGGUUUCCCUCGCAGGUUUUCCCCGUUGCUGCAGUGGGUUGCCUGCAUCGACGCAGGCAAACUCAGGCAAGGGAGACGACAUAAACUCCAACAUCAAUAAGGAGGGUGUGAAGGACGGGCAGGGACGCGAUUUAUCGGAACUCUACGCUUCGCAUCCUUCACAGUACGAGUCGGCUUCAGCCGCCAUGCGACCAAAUGCGCUCCGUUACCCUGCCGACACAACGAGCGCGGAAUUUCAAGAAAAUCUGAAACGCAUGGAGGGACUGACAGCGGAGCUGCGCCGUCGAGUACAGGUGGUUGUUAAAGGGGACUCCGCACAAGAUCGCCGAGCGCGCGAGCGACACGUCAGCCGCGGAAAGCUGCUGCCUAGAGAGCGCAUCGAAAAGCUCAUUGAUCCAAUGACGCCCUUUCUGGAACUCUCCCAGCUUGCUGGACAGGAUUUGUACCCUGGUGAGGCCUGCCACUCAGGUGGCAUUCUUGCUGGCAUUGGUGUUGUGCAUGGCGUUCGUGUGAUGAUUGUGGCCAACGAUGCCACUGUGAAGGGUGGGACCUAUUAUCCGAUUACUGUGAAAAAACAUUUACGGGCACAAAAGAUUGCCUGGGAAAAUCAUCUACCGUGCAUUUACCUGGUGGAUAGCGGUGGUGCCAAUCUGGGUCGACAAGAUGAAGUGUUUCCGGACGAGCAACAUUUUGGUCGUAUUUUCUUUAAUCAGGCCAAUAUGUCAUCUGAAGGCAUUCCACAGAUUGCCGUGGUUAUGGGAAGCUGCACUGCGGGUGGUGCCUACGUACCGGCAAUGUCGGACGAGAGUGUCAUUGUGAAGGGCAAUGGAACUAUAUUUCUUGGCGGUCCACCGCUUGUUUUUGCUGCCACAGGAGAGAAUGUGACUCCGGAGGAACUAGGCGGGGCUGCCGUGCACUGCCGAACAAGUGGCGUGACGGAUUAUCUUGCAACGGAUGACCUUCAUGCAUUGUACCUAACGCGACGUAUUGUAAGAAAUCUAAACCGCGAAAACGUUAUCAAAGAUGUGGAACGUAGGUCCUUUAGGGCUCCUUUGUACGACCCAAAAGAGAUUGGAGGCUUUAUACCUGACAUGUCUGCAAGCGUUGUGAAGAGUUUCGACAUACGUGCUGUGAUUGCGCGUCUCGUUGACGGAAGCGAGUUUGACGAAUUCAAGGCUCAGUACGGCGAGACCUUGGUGUGCGGGUUUGCCCGGUUUGAGGGAAUGCAGGUGGGCAUUAUUGCCAACAAUGGUAUUCUGUAUUCUGAAUCGGCCCUUAAAGGGGCCCACUUCGUUGAGUUGUGCUCGCAACGCAAUGUUCCCUUGUUGUUCCUGCAGAACAUCACGGGAUUCAUGGUCGGGAAGGCAUAUGAAAGGGGUGGCAUUGCAAAGGAUGGUGCGAAGCUCGUGACGGCGGUAUCAACAACGAAGGUUCCCAAGAUUACUAUUAUCAUCGGAGGGAGUUAUGGUGCAGGAAAUUAUGGAAUGUGUGGUCGUGCCUUUGGCCCCCGGUUUUUGUUCAUGUGGCCCAAUGCAAGGAUCAGCGUUAUGGGCGGGAAUCAGGCCGCGACCGUACUUGCGCUUACAAACUCCAAAUUGAAGCCCGAUGCGGUAGAAGAUUUUAAGGCGGAGGUGAAGGCAAAAUACGAGAAGGAGGGGUCCUGCUACUACAGCACAGCACGUUUGUGGGAUGAUGGCGUGAUAGCUCCAGAGGACACCCGUGUGGUGGUGGUGCAGGCGCUGCGCGCAGUUCACAUGGCGCCGCAGCAGGAAACGCGGUUUGGCUUAUUUCGUAUGUAA